AUGGCACUAGAGGCAGUGGUGUACUCUCAAGAUCCAUUUAAUUAUGGCUGCAGGGAUUCCUGCUCCUUGGCAGGAGGAGAAGCUUGGGGCUAUGAUUUUGGGCUGCAAGAAGAUGAUAAAGCUUUCCUUGGGAUUCUUGAAAAUAGCAACAUAGAGCAACAAGGUCUCCAUGCAAAGUGGGAUUCAUCAUCACCUUCAGCGAUGCAACAGGCAAAAGAAUGGGAUCCUAAUUCCUCGUCUCCUGAGACUUGCUAUGUUGAUCAAUCUCUCCAAGGAAUACCGUUUCCUGCGAUAAUGGAACCUGCACCAGGGACAACAACAAACAGGAGAAAACGAAGACGCACCAAGAGCACCAAGAACAAAGAGGAAAUUGAGAGCCAGAGAAUGACUCACAUUGCUGUUGAACGCAACCGUAGAAAACAGAUGAACGAGUAUCUUGCUGUGCUUAGGUCUUUGAUGCCUCCUUCUUAUGUUCAAAGGGGUGACCAAGCAUCUAUAAUUGGAGGUGCCAUUAAUUUUGUUAAGGAGCUAGAGCAGCUCUUGCAGACCCAAGAGGCCAAUAAAAAGAACAGGCAAGAACCUGACGUUGAUGGCUUCUCUUCACGGCCAUUUGCUGACUUCUUCAGCUUCCCACAGUAUUCGACUCGAGCAACUCAGCCUUCGUUGACGGCAGAUGAGUCUGUGGCUGAUCAGAACCAGUGGGCUGUAGCGGACAUAGAAGUUACAAUGGUGGAGAGCCAUGCCAAUCUCAAAAUUCUAUCAAAGAAACGACCAAGACAGCUCUUGAAAAUGAUGGCAGGGUUGCAAAGCCUAAGGCUUAGUAUUCUUCACCUCAAUGUCACCACUGCUGACCAAAUGGUUCUCUAUUCAGUUAGUGUCAAGAGUAUUUAA
Messenger RNA from Dovyalis caffra, 891 nucleotides. Lineage: Eukaryota; Viridiplantae; Streptophyta; Magnoliopsida; Malpighiales; Salicaceae. The record is from the annotation of a GenBank genome assembly.